GCGUUAGCCAAUGGGAAAGGGCGGUACUGUGUCUGGGCCUGUCGGGACCGGAGCCGCGGGGAUGGCCUCCGGCUUUUCGAAGGCCCCGCUGGGAGCCGCGUCCCAGAGGAAGAAAGCGAGUCCCAAGCUGGAGCUGACGGAGGAGCAGAGGCAGGAGAUCCGGGAGGCGUUCGACCUGUUUGACACGGACGGCACCGGGAACAUCGAUGUCAAGGAGCUCAAGGUGGCCAUGAGAGCACUAGGGUUUGAACCUAAAAAAGAAGAGAUCAAGAAAAUGAUAUCAGAUAUUGAUAAGGAAGGAUCAGGAAAAAUCAGCUUCAACGACUUCUUGGUAGUGAUGACACAGAAAAUGGCUGAAAAAGAUUCCAAAGAGGAAAUCCUCAAAGCUUUCAAACUCUUUGAUGAUGACGAAACUGGCAAAAUCUCUUUCAAAAACCUCAAACGUGUUGCCAAAGAACUGGGGGAGAACCUCACAGACGAAGAGCUGCAGGAAAUGAUCGAUGAAGCAGAUAGAGAUGGGGAUGGGGAAGUGAAUGAGCAGGAAUUCUUGCGGAUCAUGAAGAAGACCAGCCUUUACUGAAACAGAAUUUUAUUUAUUUUUGCACAUAUGUAUAUACGUUUGGUAGGUGCCUCACUUUUUUACGGUCUUUUAUUUCUUUUGAGACAGGAGAAAGUAUAGGUCAAUAUUUUGAAGUGGAUGAUCUUCUGUUUGUGAACAGUUACCAGCUGCUAAACUCUACGUGUAGCACCGCGGUGGCUUGUUUGUGCUCGUAAGAUGGUCGCACUCUUUGUUUUCAAUACACAAAUCACAUUUUUCAGUG
Messenger RNA from Phalacrocorax carbo (great cormorant), 821 nucleotides. The record is from RefSeq and is a predicted model, not a curated record. Lineage: Eukaryota; Metazoa; Chordata; Aves; Suliformes; Phalacrocoracidae.